ACCAUGUUUCAGAAAGAUCGAUUAUCUUACUUUUAUAUCUCGUUUUUUAUCAUAGUGUUAAUAACGUACUCUCUAUGAUUCUAUCAAAUCGUUGACUAUAUCGAUUACUUAUCACGUAAUGGAAUGGGUAUAUUCUGUAAGCAGAUGUAACAUAAUGAUGAAUCAUAAGAUUUCUCUGCUAACGUGUAGCAGUAUUAUAUUUUUCAUAUAUUUUCCUUGAUAAUAAAUGUCAGGAAAAAGGAAUAUAAAUCAAGAAAAAAUAUUCUACUCGAGCGAACUGAUAUAUUUAUCGUUAUUUCAGAAUUACUUUUAUAAAAAUAUAAAUGUCUUGUUUAAAGAGAUAUUAUAUAUAUCUCUGAGCUUCAACAGAUUAUUGAAACUCGUUGCUCUUCCUCACAAAAGUAAACAUUACAAUAUCGUUUUCCUCUUAAACUCCGUAGGUCUACAUUAUAAUCGCAGCUGGCAAACACAUGUAUGUAUUUGGCAGCGUUUCUCAAUGAAAAAUAUUCGAUGUCACCAUUUUUUCAACUCAAAUGCAUAAAUCUCUUGAUUCAAAAAUUGUGAACAUUAUACCGUUCAAUCUUUAAUUGAUCGUAUAACCAAGCUUUUUUGUUUUAUUAUAAAACUUUAAUCUUAUAAAAAUCUUAUCUUUCAAAAAAAAAAAAAUAUUAUUUGAAUAAAUCAUAUUAUAUUUUUAUUACAUUGAGUCAGAUAAUGUUAUAAGUAUUAUAAAGAAAUUAUUGCAGUUCCUUUGUUGUAUACAUGCUUAUUCAUUUCUAAAUAUUGUGUUCGUUACCAGAUUUCUUAGAAAAAUAGUGCAUUAAGUUUACUUUUUUACAUUCUAUACCGCUAUGAUGGAUGGAUGAUGUUAGCUGAUCGUUGCUAUUUACCGUUCUGCUACCAACGUGAACGACACCCGGAUUGCAUAGUAACUUGAAUCAACUCGGUUACAGACCCAUCACCUGCUAAAAAAAAAUGCUAAGGCAGUGCCAGGAAAUGAAGCCGGAUCUUUCAGAUGAGAGAGAGAUACCGCGAUGCCAACCAUUAUACCACAGAUGUGCAAAAUUAUUUAUAUAACAAGCAUACGGCAUAGUAUGGAAGGCGAUAGAAAAGAAAACGAAGGAAACGGUGGCAGUGAAGAAGAUCUUCGAUGCAUUCAGAAAUCAAACAGACGCACAGCGUACUUUCCGUGAAAUAAUGUUUCUACUAUCGUUUUCGAAUCACGAGAACAUCGUACGACUAAUCGGUCUACACAAGGCGGACAACGAUCGGGAUAUUUAUCUCGUAUUCGAGUACAUGGAAACCGAUCUCCACAACGUCAUUAAGAAGGGCAACAUCCUUAAGGACAUCCAUAAGGUCUUCAUCAUGUAUCAAUUGUUCAAGGCUAUCAAGUAUAUACACUCCGGUAACGUCAUUCACAGAGAUUUGAAGCCAUCGAACGUCUUGCUGAACGCUCAAUGCCAUUGCAAGAUAGCUGACUUUGGCCUAGCACGAUCCGUCACACAUAUCGGUGAAGGGGAUGGUGAAACCGGAAGCGAUCCAACUCUGACCGAUUACGUCGCUACGAGAUGGUACCGUGCACCGGAAAUACUGAUUGCCUCGAAAAGGUACACGAAAGGCAUCGACAUGUGGUCCCUAGGUUGUAUUCUCGGUGAAAUGUUGCUGGGCAAACCGCUAUUUCCUGGUUCAUCGACGAUAAAUCAAGUCGAAAGAAUAAUGGCCACACUUCCAGCGCCAACGGAAGAAGAUUUGAUUUCGGUUAGCGCUGGUUAUGGUACUAAUUUGUUGGAAAAGAGUCCAACUGGCCCGAAACGUUCCUUGAAGGAUUUAUUGCCUGAUGCAUCGAAAGAAGCUUUAGAUCUUAUUUGUCAUCUGAUAGUGUUCAAUCCAACGCAUCGAUUGACGGCAGUAGAAGCUCUGGAGCAUACCUAUGUAGCUAGUUUUCACAGAAGAGGAAACGAACCUUCAAGAAGUACCAGCGUAGUACCAUUGUUGAGGGACGACGUGCAACUUUCAGUCGAAGAAUACAGGAAUAAGCUCUAUGCGAUGAUGGAUGAGAAACAUAGGAAGCAUAAAAAUAUGUCGAAAGCCAGAGUUAGACGUCUCUCAGAACAUAUCAGAAAGGAAACUUACAACUCUACAAAUAAUGGAAACUUUGUAGUCGGUCAAGGUGACGCAAUAACAAAUAAAAAUCUUCGCUCUUCGUGCGGUGAUCUGUAUAACAACAAAAACAAUUUCCAGACAUCUCAACGAACAAACGCACGAGCAAGUUUGGCAAACAGAAAAGUAAUAACGACAUCGCAAGGUCGUUCAGGUGACGAAAGUGCUCGACUUGGCAAAACGAGGACAAUAAGUACGUCAGGGAAUAUAUCGUUACAAGAUAAUACAAAGAAUAAUCGACACAACGGUAAAAAUCCGACCUCUCAGUACUCUUAUAAUCUUUCAAAUGGUCAUCUAGGAAAUUUGCCAGCGGGAACAACAAAAAGUUGUCUUUGUUUGAGUCAACAAAAUCAACAUCUGUCAAAAUCUCAAAGAUCCAUACAAUCGGAUCAAGUAACAGCGUAUGGCGCAAAUAUAAGAUGCAAUCAAUUAGGAGGAACGUCACGCAUGAAACUACGAAGAGGAUGCGAUAGGCAAACGCAUUCGACUCUGCAUCAACGCCCGCCAAUAGUAAACAACGUCGAUCGGUCGAAAACAACGAUGUUGAAGUCAUUGAAUGAGACUAACGAUUCGAAGCUCGGUUUACUAAGGUAUACUAAAUAUUUAACUACAAUGUUGAACAACAAUAAUAAUAAUAACAGGGUAACGAGGCACUUCGUAACGACUUCUCCGAUCAAUAGUAACAUUUUGAAUGGGAUCAGUAAUAGCAGUAACAGUGGAGGAAGUGCCAGCAGUUCUGAACUUUAUGCUCCUAGACGGUCGACUUCUCAAUUUCAAAUCGUUAGAAAUUAUUUAAAUCAGACGUUGCCGGUUCAUUCAUCGUCUGUUCAGCAACAGGAUCAGCAACAGGAUCAGCAACAGGAUCAGCAACAGCGACAGCAACGUCAUCAUCGUCAAAAGAAAAUUCGAGGAUUGGAAAAAAUUACGUCGAAAACGGACAAGUUUAAUCCUAUCGAUAAUUAUUAUCUUAAAAGUUCAACAUUGAAGAGACCAGAGAUAUCAAAGAUUCAAAUGAGACACAGUUUCGGUGGAUUUAGUGUUCUCGAUAAAAAUAAAAACUCGGUAGAAAUUAGCUCGCGGACUAUCGAUAGUACCAAUCAAAGUCAUGGUAUUAUUACCGCUUCGGUUUACAAGGAUUUACGUAACGGAAUUAUAAGGUGGUGAUAAAUGGACGAGGAACUUCCGAAAGAAACAGUGAUAGUGAAAAAGAAAUAGAAAGAAAGAGAGAGAAAUGAAUGAUUCGUUUCUGUAAUAAAACUGAACAACAGAUAGAAUCGUAUUUUCGAUAGAUUAAAGAAAUUCACAGAAACAAAUCAUCGUACUCACUCCUGUUUCUUCAUCGAAAGUCAUUUCGUCUUGGAUAGAUAUAUACAUUCUUAAAAAAAAGAAAAAGAAAAAAAGAAAAAAAGAAAAAACAAACAAAUAAACAAAAAAGAACAGAUAUGCAAUACGUAAGAUUAGAAACGUGAAAUUACAAGUACUAAAUUUUCAUACGUCGAUAUUUUUAAGUAUAUUACACUGUUUACAUCGAAUGGAGAUAGAAGAAAAAAAAAAAAAAUAUAUAUAUAUAUAUAUAUAUAUAUAUAACAAAGAAGAAGCUUUCGUCUCCGUGUUACUUUCUCUUGCAUGAUGUUUUCACAUCUUUAAUUGUGUAUCUUUAUGGAGUAACUUACAAUUAGUAUAGCUUUUUAAUAUUCACUCGUCCACGUGAUUGUUCAUUAAUACAUCUUGCGCGAGAAAGUCAAAUGACAAAGCUUACUAGAUCAUUCGCAAAGAAUUACGUUAAUUAUAUAACGUACUUUGAAAGACUUUUUUAUGAAUCUUUUUAUAAGUCCUUUGGAUUUGGUAAAUCACCGUAAGAAUAAAAUUUGAUAAUCGAUCGAUCUCGUAAAAAAGAAAUAUUGAAGUGAGAGAGAGAGAGAGAGAGAGAGAGAGAGAGAAUCAAGAGCAUAAGUCGUCUAAAGAAAAGUGCAUGUUGUAAAGUAUAAUUUUUUAUUUUUUUUUUUUUUUUUUUUUUUUUUUUUUUUUU
Molecule: messenger RNA, 4189 nt
Organism: Vespa velutina
Lineage: Eukaryota; Metazoa; Arthropoda; Insecta; Hymenoptera; Vespidae
Product: extracellular signal-regulated kinase 2-like
Exons: 11
Coding region: 1198-3324 (708 amino acids)
Biological process (GO): protein phosphorylation; intracellular signal transduction
Cellular component (GO): nucleus; cytoplasm
Molecular function (GO): ATP binding; MAP kinase activity
Source: RefSeq, a predicted model, not a curated record